GAUCGAUCGGGGAGAUGAAGAACAAAGUUGUUACCAUGAACUAAACGAACAGCUUUUUGCUUUAUAAGAACGAAAGCCAAGUUUCAUCAGACAAUCCAGAGAGAGACCAAAAGACAGUUUAAAAAUCCCUAAUUCCAUAAUCGGAAACCCUAGGGAACAUAAUCGUGAGAAAAUCUGGUUCGGUAGUUUUAUCUAUUUUCAUCACUCGAACCGAACUUGGUAGGAGUAAAUAAAUUAGGUUUUAAUUCGAACCGGUCUGGUUUUGAUGUUACUUUAAAAAAUAAGGGAAUAAAUAGUCAAAGUUAAUUAAUUUUAAUGAUUGAUUAGUGGAUAAACUAAUGACAACAACGUAACCUAUUUAUACAGACCAAAUAGAUGGAGAGAGUGCUUACUUUGCUUUCUUUUUUUUCUCUAAAGCUUCUCUACUCGUCUAACGCUCUGUAAUUUCUGAAACUAGGGUUUCGUUUUCUUCGUUAAUUUCUACUCGAAUCUGUCUAGUUUCUACGCUCUGUAAUAUUGAAAACUAGGGUUUCGAUUUUUAUUCAACGAUGGUGAAAAGAGGAGGAACGAAGAGGAAGGCUGUGCUAAAGAAGAUUGAGGAUAAAAGCUCAAAGGCUGUAACUUUCACGAAGCGAAGAGAAGGUCUCUACAGCAAAGCCGCACAGCUCUGUGUUAUGGGCGAGGCUCAGAUCGCGAUCUUAGCGACUCCUUCUUCUUCCAACUCCAACGUCCCUUUCUUCUCCUUCGGACACUCUUCGGUUGAUUCGCUGGUCUCUGCGUAUCUCUCCGGUCAAAGACCAGUUCGUGUCCCUGAAGAAAGCAAAAAGAUGAGGGAGGACAUAGGAAUAUGCAUGGCUCGGAAGGAGCUAGGGCUUAGUAAUUGGUGGGAGAAGGAAGAGCUUGCGACGAGUAAGAGCCUUGAAGAAAUCAUGCAAGCCAUGGAGUCCAUGGAGAUACUGAUUAGGGAUGCAGAUCGGUUGCUUGAUGAGGACGCCUUUGGUUUUAGUCAGAGAAAAGGUGAGAAGAAGAAGAAGGACGACAGCAACGAUGUUGUUCUCCAACACCACCACAGAACUGGUAAAACUCAAACCCUAAUCACAUCAGAGGAUGAUCAGAUCAUCUCUGUUUGUGACAGUUUCUUCAACAACAAUGAUGAUUUAUCAGCAACUCAUUCUGAGGAAAAUAUUGAAGAGUGGAGCGAUAUGGACUUUGAGCAACUCCUCAGUGGUUUUGAAGAAGAAGAAAAAGAUGAUGAUCAUCAUCAUCAGAUUGAGGCGGUUUCUGAAAACUCUUGCAGCAACAAUGCUCUGUUAUUACCAGGUGAUGAUCAAAACCUGCUUGAUCUUGAUUUAGCUAAUGUUGAUUUGGAUACAAUUUUUGGAGGUUUGGCCACCCUUGAUGCUGAGCUUGUGGCUUCUCUACUCAUGUGAUGAAUGAUUUACUAG
Molecule: messenger RNA, 1445 nt
Organism: Raphanus sativus (radish)
Lineage: Eukaryota; Viridiplantae; Streptophyta; Magnoliopsida; Brassicales; Brassicaceae
Product: agamous-like MADS-box protein AGL97
Exons: 1
Coding region: 549-1430 (293 amino acids)
Biological process (GO): positive regulation of transcription by RNA polymerase II
Molecular function (GO): DNA-binding transcription factor activity, RNA polymerase II-specific; RNA polymerase II cis-regulatory region sequence-specific DNA binding; protein dimerization activity
Source: RefSeq, a predicted model, not a curated record